Molecule: messenger RNA, 1724 nt
Organism: Punica granatum (pomegranate)
Lineage: Eukaryota; Viridiplantae; Streptophyta; Magnoliopsida; Myrtales; Lythraceae
Source: RefSeq, a predicted model, not a curated record
UCACGAGAGGAUUAUCUGCAAAAGAGAGCAGUGUUUCGCGACAAUGUCUCUCCUCGUUUUGAUUCUGAUCACCUCCUUAUUAUCUGCUCUGGUCUACUUUGUGUUUUUCUCUAAUGGUUCGCGAACUAGGGAAAUGAAUCUCCCAAGAGGGUCUAUGGGAUAUCCGGUGAUCGGGGAGACCUUGAGCUUCCUCAAGGCACAAGCGAAAGACGAAGGACCCAGCUGGUUCGAGGAGAGGAUCGCCGAACACGGACCCGUGUUCAAGACCUCCCUGAUGGGCUCCCCAACAGUAGUCAUCAUGGGUCAGGCAGGUAACAAGUUCAUCUUCACGGCCAGGGAAGAUGUUCUUGUCCCCCAGCAACCGCUGACCCUCCGCACCAUAGCCGGGAAGCAAAAUAUCUCCGAACUCUCUGGCUCUAGGUACAGGCUGGUAAAGGGAGCAAUGAUGAACUUCCUGAAGCCAGAAAGCCUACAACACUCCGUCAAGAGGAUGGAUGAGAUAAUAAAGAACCUCUUCGUUAGAGAAGUUGCCAAGGCCGGAGAAGGAGGAGAUACAAUCGUUAAGGCCGUCGUGUUCAUGAAAAAGCUGACCUUUAACGUGGCCUGCGACAUCCUGUUUGGCAUCAAAGAUGAAUCCACCGAGCAAGCCCUCUUCGACGAUUUCACCAUGGCUUUCAAGGCCGUGUGGUCUCUCCCAAUCAACCUCCCAGGUACCGAGUUCUGGAGGGGCAUAAAGGCCCGGUCUAGGAUCGUUGAUCGUAUCUUGCCUAUCAUGAGGGAGAGGAGGAAGCAGCUUGAGAGGGGAACCCUGAGGCCGGGGGCUGAUGUGGUGAGUUGCUUGCUGGCCACGAGAGACGAGAAUGGGGAAGGUUUUGAAGAAGAGGCUAUUACCGACAAUUUCAUCAUUUUGAUGAUCGCGAGUCAUGAUACUUCCGCAAUCCUCGCGAGCUUGAUGAUAUGGAAGCUGUCCAAAGAUCCUAACAUCUAUGACGAAGUCUUGCAGGAACAAAUGGAAGUUAAGAGGAGGAAACAGAGCAGAGGAGGCGAUGGGCGGCUGACAUGGGAAGACAUACAGAGCAUGAAGUUCACAUGGAGAGUGGCUCAAGAGCUGAUGAGGAUCAUCCCUCCGGUGUUCGGUAACUUCAAGAAAGCCCUCCAGGACCUCUCCUUCGGCGGUUACGACAUCCCGAAAGGAUGGCAGGUCUUCUGGGCGGCCUAUGGGACUCAAAUGAAUGGGGAUAUAUUCGAGAACCCUGAUGAGUUCAACCCCUUCCGUUUCGAUAAUCCGUCCAAGGCCAAGGCUAUACCUCCAUUUACUUACGUCCCGUUUGGGGCAGGAGUGCGUAUGUGUCCGGGGAAUGAGUUUGCAAGGGUGGAGACACUCGUUAUCAUGCAUAACCUCGUUACAAUGUAUGAAUGGUCUCAAGUGAAUCCUGAAGAGGCGAUUACACGCCAGCCCAUGCCUUAUCCCUCCAUGGGCCUCCCUAUACGGCUGAAGCCUAUCAAUACUAAUUAGUAGUACUCUCACAGAAAGGGGUUUUGCUGUUGUGGCAUCGUUGUCGAUUUGGAUGAAAGAGAUGCAGAGUUGGUUCUCAUUGGUGAGACUUCCCAUGUUCCUAUUAUUCCCUCUCCGAUCUAUGUUUUUCUAAAUUCGUAGCCCUCGUUUUUGAAAAAAUAAUGAUACUUAUAAUCCGUAAACAGUUUAAUGGUAUAUUGUACAUGUG